AUGAAGUUCGCCCCGAGCUGUGGCUGCGCCCGUGCCCGCUCCGGCCGCCGCCAGCCCGCGCUGCCGAUCCUCCUGCUGCCGCUGCUGCUGCUGCUGCUGCUGCUGCUGCCGCGGGCCGCCGCCGUCCCGCUGCCCUGGGCCGCAGACUCCUCGGGGGAGGCCGAUCCGGAGGAGGCGGCGGCGCGGCGGGCGGCGCUGCCCCACAGCCUGCGGCUGGCGCAGCUGCUGCGCGACCGGGCGGCUCAGCUGCAGCGAGAGAUGUGCGAGAAGUUCACCGUCUGCGAGAACAGCAUGGAAAUGCUCCUCCAGAACAACCUCAACCUCCCCAGAGUGACGGAGGAAGACGGGUGUCUGCACGCCGGAUUCGAUGAGGAUAAAUGCUUGAAAAAAAUCUCCAGCGGGCUUUAUACAUUUCAGACAUACCUCAAAUAUGUGCAAGAAACUUUUAUUAGUGAAAACCAAAACCUUGAAUCGCUAAGCUAUAGUACAGAGCACCUGGCACAUACCAUAAGACAAAUGGUGAUCAAUCCUGAAGAAGUGAUCAUCCCAGAUGCAGCUACCCAGGAAUCCCUCCGCACAAAGCUGAAGUCCAGUAAGACCUGGAUAGAGAAAAUCACCACCCACCUCAUCCUCCGAGACUUUACUUCAUUUAUGGAGAAAACAGUGAGGGCUGUGCGCUAUUUGAAAAAUACCAGGAGUUUCAGUGCCUAAAUGUUUUAGUUCAGGCACAAUCCUUUGUUACACAUCUGUCAUGUGGCAGACAAGAGUGUUGUUCUGUUUUAAGAACCAGAAAUAGUAACGAUGGUUUGCAUUUAUAUAUAUUCUUAUUUCCUUCUAGGAAGUUAUUUAUUGUAUUUAAAAUAUUUAUUAAUUUCUAAUGUUUCUUAUUUAUAUUUUCAAUAUUUAGGAAUAAUUUAAGCAAUUUUCUAAUGGUACUGUUCAGAAUAGCAACUUAUUUAAUAUGUACUCAACAAAAAAUAUUUUCAGAACCCAGAAAAAUUGUUGUAUACCUUAUGUUUUUAAACUAUUUGAAAGAUGCUAUUUAUGACUUAUUUAUAUUUUUAAAACAAAUAAAAGCUGAUUUUAAAAAAAGGCCUGUAUAACCCGUGUGAACUUUAAAUAAGACUAA
Molecule: messenger RNA, 1129 nt
Organism: Corapipo altera (White-ruffed manakin)
Lineage: Eukaryota; Metazoa; Chordata; Aves; Passeriformes; Pipridae
Gene: IL6
Product: interleukin 6
Exons: 4
Coding region: 1-711 (236 amino acids)
Biological process (GO): positive regulation of cell population proliferation; T-helper 17 cell lineage commitment; immune response
Cellular component (GO): extracellular region
Molecular function (GO): growth factor activity; interleukin-6 receptor binding; cytokine activity
Source: RefSeq, a predicted model, not a curated record